Messenger RNA from Gavia stellata (red-throated loon), 1518 nucleotides. It is a transcript of the gene BMPR1B, whose product is annotated as bone morphogenetic protein receptor type 1B. Gene Ontology annotation, molecular function: transforming growth factor beta receptor activity, type I; ATP binding; SMAD binding. Gene Ontology annotation, biological process: cellular response to growth factor stimulus; BMP signaling pathway; protein phosphorylation. Gene Ontology annotation, cellular component: signaling receptor complex; plasma membrane. NCBI's taxonomy places the organism in Eukaryota, Metazoa, Chordata, Aves, Gaviiformes, Gaviidae. The record is from RefSeq and is a predicted model, not a curated record. The transcript is spliced from 10 exons. The coding region runs from base 10 to 1518 and encodes 502 amino acids.
CUAGACAACAUGCCCUUGCGAAGUUCUGGCAAGUUGAGCAUGGAGACCAGAAAAGAAGAUGGUGAGAGCACGGCACCUGCCCCUCCGCAGAAGAAGCUGUCCUGUCAGUGCCACCACCACUGUCCUGAGGACUCAGUCAACAGCACCUGCAGCACCGAUGGCUACUGCUUCACCAUAAUAGAAGAAGAUGAGUCUGGUGGACAUUUAGUCACCAAGGGAUGUCUUGGAUUGGAGGGCUCGGACUUCCAGUGUCGGGACACCCCUAUUCCACACCAAAGAAGAUCUAUUGAAUGUUGCACAGGCCAAGAUUACUGUAACAAACACCUUCACCCUACACUGCCACCACUGAAAAAUCGAGACUUUGCUGAAGGAAACAUUCACCAUAAGGCCCUGCUGAUCUCGGUGACUGUUUGCAGCAUACUUCUGGUGCUUAUCAUCAUAUUCUGCUACUUCAGGUACAAACGCCAAGAGACGAGGCCCCGCUACAGCAUCGGGCUGGAGCAGGAUGAGACCUACAUUCCCCCUGGAGAGUCCCUGAAGGAUUUGAUCGAGCAGUCCCAGAGCUCAGGGAGCGGCUCCGGGCUCCCUCUCCUGGUUCAAAGGACCAUCGCGAAACAGAUUCAGAUGGUGAAGCAGAUUGGAAAAGGUCGCUAUGGAGAAGUCUGGAUGGGAAAGUGGCGUGGCGAAAAGGUAGCCGUGAAAGUGUUUUUUACCACAGAGGAGGCCAGCUGGUUCAGAGAAACGGAAAUCUACCAGACUGUCCUGAUGAGGCAUGAAAAUAUUCUCGGAUUCAUUGCCGCAGACAUUAAAGGUACAGGAUCUUGGACCCAGCUGUAUCUCAUCACUGACUACCAUGAGAACGGCUCACUUUAUGAUUAUCUAAAAUCUACUACCUUGGACACAAAAGCCAUGCUAAAACUGGCUUACUCUUCCGUCAGUGGCUUGUGCCACCUGCACACUGAGAUCUUCAGUACUCAGGGCAAACCCGCUAUUGCCCACCGUGACCUAAAAAGUAAGAAUAUCCUGGUGAAGAAGAAUGGCACCUGCUGCAUAGCAGAUUUGGGCUUGGCUGUUAAAUUUAUCAGUGAUACAAACGAGGUAGACAUACCUCCAAAUACCCGUGUAGGAACAAAACGCUAUAUGCCUCCUGAGGUGCUGGAUGAAAGCUUGAACAGAAAUCACUUUCAGUCCUACAUCAUGGCUGAUAUGUACAGUUUUGGACUCAUCCUUUGGGAGAUAGCAAGGAGAUGUGUUUCAGGAGGAAUAGUUGAGGAAUACCAGCUUCCAUACCACGACCUUGUGCCCAGCGACCCCUCGUAUGAGGACAUGCGGGAGAUUGUGUGCAUCAAGAGACUACGCCCUUCGUUUCCCAACAGAUGGAGCAGUGAUGAGUGCCUACGGCAGAUGGGGAAGCUGAUGAUGGAGUGCUGGGCUCACAACCCUGCCUCCCGGCUCACAGCCCUGCGGGUCAAGAAAACACUUGCCAAAAUGUCAGAGUCGCAGGACAUUAAGCUCUGA